GUCUAAUUUACUUGGACACUGUUCAUUGAUGCCAACUUUAUCCAAUCUUUCUUUUAUUAUAAAUAAUACUAUUACCACUGACUACUCCAUUUACAGUUCAUUAUUUACAGUAGACCAUUAUAUUACACGGUUUUAUUUGGCACAUUUUGGUUAUUGCACUGUUGAAAAAUUGUGGCACAAUUUUAUACAACACUUUGUAAAAUUAACUUAACACUGUUCGAAUUGUGGGAGGUGAAAAAUUUGGAGUCUCGCCCCCAGGAUACUUUCCCAACACAGCUAGGAGCUAGCAUAAUAAUAAACACAGCUAGGAGCUAGCUGUGUUUAUUAUGUUUGUGGAUUGAGUUUAGAUAUUUUAAUUGCCAUAUCUUGUAUCUGCCAAGCAAUCAUGGCAUGCAGUAGGCAUACAAGUGUUGCUGAAAGUAACAAGAAAAGGUUUAAGUGUUUAAAUCUAGGAGUUACAAAGAAAACAGAGAUAUUAGACAGGCUUAAGAGUGGCUCAUGUGUGGUGGAUAUAGUGAGGGCCUAUGGCCUUAAUGAAGCAUCAGUUCAUACAAUUAAAAAGAGUGAAAUAAAUAUACAAGGUUGUGUAAUGAAUAACCCAGGAUAUCAUCUCAUGAAAAGAAUAUGUAGAUCACAACAAGUAUAAAUAAAGCUGAAAACUUGUUGCUUGAAUGGAUCGAACAAAAAACAAAGGUGCACCACGUAAUUUCAUCUUAAUUAGGGAAAAGGCCUUACAGUUGUUUAAAGCAGCAUGAGAUAAGGAGGACCUGAAAAAGAGUGUAUGUUUAGCGCAGGCUGGUUGCAUAAUAAGUUGCAUAAUAUUAAGUUUUCUGGUGAAAGUGCUUCAGCUGAUCAUACAACAGCAAGUAAUUUCCCUUCUGAAUUGCAGGAAAUUAUUUCUGAGGGUGACUAUGAGCCACAUCAAAUGUUUAAUGCUAAUGAAUCAAGUGAAUCAAGUGUUUUUUCGAAGAAAAUACCAACAAGAACUUAUAUCUGUCAGCAAGAGAAAAGUGCACUGGGCUUCAAGACAGCAAAGGAUUGCUUCACCUUGCUCCUUUGCUGUAAUGCAUCAGGUGAUUUCAAGUGUAAGCCCAUGGUUAUGUACCUUUCUAAGAAUCCUCGUGCUUUGAAAAGUGUAAAUAAAAACACCUUACCAGUAAUUUGGAGGUCAAGCCAGUCACUGGUUUUCCCUUGCUUGAGAGUCAGGUUCAGGGAAUUGUUCAGCUGGCAAAGAGAUUACCAGGUUAUAGUUUUGAAGAUAUGAAUGAAGAUGUGAAUGAGCUCUUAGAAGACGAUGAUGAUGUCGUCGAUGACGACGACGACUGGAGUCCAGAGGAAAUAUUGGCAGAGCUCAGUGCACAGAUACAUGGGAGCCACAUAACAGAAGAUGAAGAAGAACCUGAAGAAAAACAGUUAACAUUACAGCAGUUACGUGAGCAGUUCUGUGUUGCUGCAGAACUAGCAGACUUUUUCACUGAAGAGGACCCUGACAAAUCUAGAAGCAGUGCUUUGAAACAGGGUCUAAACCAGCUGAUGAUGUCUUACCAUCAGCUGUAUAAUGUACUGCAGGGUAAAAGAGCCCAGAGAUCCAUUACAGAAUUUAUGCACACUCAGGGCAACAUGGGUUUACAGCAGGUCACUCCUGUCUGUCCCAACUACUGGAUCACUACAACAAGGUCCUAGAUGCACUAGAAGACAAAAAGAAAGCAGAUGUAAUAUACACAGACUUUGCGAAAGCCUUCGACAAGUGUGACCAUGGCGUAAUAGCACACAAAGUGCGUGCUAAAGGAAUAACAGGAAAAAUUGGUAGAUGGAUCUAUAAUUUCCUCACAAACAGAACACAAAUAGUAGUAGUCAACAGAGUAAAGUCUGACGCGGCUAUGGUGAAAAGCUCUGUUCCGCAAGGCACAGUACUAGCUCUCAUCUUGUUUCUCAUCCUCAUAUCUGACAUAGACAAGGAUGUCAGCCACAGCACCAUGUCUUCCUUUGCAGAUGACACCCGAAUCUGCAUGACAGUGUCUUCCGUUGCAGACACUGCAAGGUUCCAGGCGGACAUCAAUCAAAUCUUUCAGUGGGUUGCAGAAAACAAUAUGAAGUUCAAUGAUGAGAAAUUUCAAUUACUCCGAUAUGGUAAACAUGAGGAAAUUAAAACUUCAUCAGAGUAGAAAACAAAUUCCAGCCACAAAAUAGAGCAAAAAACUAACGUCAAAGACCUGGGAGUGAUCAUGUCGGAGGAUCUCUCCUUCAAGGACCAUAACAUUGUAUCAAUCGCAUCUGCUAGAAAAAUGACAGGAUGGGUUAAUGAGAACCUUCAAAACUAGGGAUGCCAAGCCCAUGAUGACACUCUUCAGGUCGCUUGUUCUAUCUAGGCUGGAAUAUUGCUGCACACUAACAGCACCUUUCAAGGCAGGUGAAAUUGCUGACCUAGAAAAUGUAAAGAGAACCUUCACGGCACACAUAACGGAGAUAAAACACCUCAAUUACUGGGAGCGCUUGAAGUUCCUGAACCUGUACUCCCUGGAAUGCAGGUGAGGGAGAGAUACAUGAUUAUAUACAGCUGGAAAAUCCUAGAGGGACUAGUACCGAACUUGCACAUGAAAAUCACUCGCUACAAAAGCAAAAGACUUGGCAGAUGAUGCAACAUCCCCCCAGUGUAAAGCAGGGGUGUCACUAGCACGUUAAGAGACAACACAGUAAGUGUAAGGGGCCCAAGACUGUUCAACUACCUCCCAGCAUAUGUAAGGGGGAUUACCAGUAGACCCCUGGCUGUCUUCAAGCAGCCACUGGACAAGCACCUAAAGUAAGUACCUGACCAGCAGGGCUGUGGCUCGUACAUUGGAUUGCAUGCAGCCAGCAGUAACAGCCUGGUUGAUCAGGCUCUGAUCCACCAUGAGGCCUGGUCACAGACUGGGCUGCGGGGGUGUUGACCCCCAGAACUCUCUCCAGGUAAACUCCAAUACAACCAUCGACUUUAGCACCAGAACCUCUACCAUCCACUUCUGCCAACAACCAUCCAAGUCAGCCCAGUAGGGGCAAACCAUGCAUCUCCACUGUCUUCACAAUUAUCCACAAACACCAGUACCCACAAUUUAAGCACUGCUGACCUGGUGGCUCUGACUAUGCUCAGGGGAUUGGUAGUUCAGUGACUGGCACCACUCGACUUGCAAGCUGCAGGUCUGUUAACUUGGCUGGUUCUUAUGGUGGUAUGGCAAUGGAUGAGCGAGCUGUGGACAUUAUCAAGAUACAAAGUAAAAGUGUGGAGGGCAUGGAAGAUAGAAAAUUCUCUGAAUUUGAUGGGACAGAAUCCCACAUAUUUGCUGAUUUUGGUAAAAUGGAAAACGAGUAUUGUAAUGAUCUUAUUAAAAGUGGAGAUAGCACUAAAUCAGAGCAAUGUGAUUCAUUAAAGAGAAUUGAUUUUGAGAAAGUUUCAAAGAUAAUCUCUGACAAAAAUCUGGUUGCAAAUUAUAUAGAAAGAGAUUUAAGAGAUGACAAAAGUAUGACAAACAGCUAUUUGGAUGUGUCAAACAAACUGGAUUAUAGAGGAAUUUUAACGGAAAAAAUUAGCUGCUAUAGAGAAUUUGAGCAAAGUGAACAUUGUGAAUUUGGCAACUUCGACCCAGAUAUGAGCAAGGUCUGUAAGGAUGUUGACACAGAGUCUACCAGAAGCUGUAGUGCAGGAGACAAUGCUAUCUGCGAUGAUGAAUUGGACUCUGAUGGUCACCCAACAGGUGAACGAUGGCCUCCCCUUGGUGCUCCCAAUGAUGAUGAAGACAACCAAUCAUUGUACUCAUAUUCAGAGCUUAGUUGGCAGAGAGGGCAUUAUGGAAGAGGGUACGGGGGCAGUGGGGAGGAGGAGCGACUUCAGCAAUUGGAAGAAGAGCAGGAGCAGCUCAACAACUCUCUGAUGGCUCUUACCUCACAUUUUGCACAGGUUCAAUUUCGGUUAAAGCAAAUUGUAGAUGCUUCACCGGAGGAAAAGGAGAUUCUGCUUCUCCAGCUUGAAGAGUUUGCCAACAGAGGCAUUCCUGACUUGAGAGAUGUGUCCGUGCGCAGAAAGUCGGCAGUCAGUGAACAUAGUGAGGGAGUAGUGGACAGCAUUGGCAUUACACGUCAGAAAGAGCUGAUAGAGCAGCUAAAGCAGCAGCUGGAGGAUCUAGAAAACUAUGUGUACCAAACAGGAGAAGGUGGACCUCCACAAGCUAAAGUUAUGGAAAAACAGCGUGUCAUUAUAGAACAACUGAAAGGAAAACUCAACUUGAACGUUGAUGAGCUUGACAAGUUGACUGUGGAUGACCUUAGAGUCAAAGUGGAUCAUGCCAUCAGAGAGCUGGUGAAUCCUCUCAAGAUGAAGGAGCAGUUGGUAGCUCAGCUCCAGACCCAGAUUAUAGACCUGGAGAGGUUCAUAGAGUUCCUUCAAGGUGAAGGAACAGUUAGCAAGGUAAAAGGACCCAAGGCACCAUGCCACUGCAAAGGCAAAGAACCCAGACCACCUGGGGAUGGCAGACCUCAAGAGCCAGGCAGCAAGUGGGGCAAGGCAGGAGUUCAAAGAAAGAAGAGCGAAAGACCAACAGCAGAUCAAGAGCAGCUAAGAAAGGAGACUGAAAAUAUCAUAAAACGAGCAGCAACACUCAUGAGUAUGCUGUCAUUUGGAUGUGGAGCUGGCAGGAACAGAUUUCGGAAGAAUACACUGAAGAAAACACCCCGAGGAAACCAUUAUGGAGACUUGCGAGCCUCUCUAGAGGUUGCAAUCAAUAGUAUACUAGAAUUAGUAGGACCAGAAACUCCUGCUGACAGUGACUACACUAGUGACUCCGAAGAGAUGCCCAUUAUGGCUGGUAAUGAAGAGCUAACAGUAGCUGUCCGCAAGCACCUCUCUCCUGUACUUAGAGAUCUUAUACAACAUGGACUGAUGCCUGUUGGACAGAGCCAGAGUUUGGUACCAUUUCUCUCAUGUUUCCCUCAGCAGUCACAGAAACCCACAAAGCUCAUGCAUGCAUGGGACCUCAUCCUUAAAUAUUAUCACCUCAAGAAGGGAGACCAGUACAAUCGAACACCAGCUAGAAGACUUAGUCAGAGUUUCAACUUGGAGAUUACUGGAGGAUCAGCUAUGACUAACAAACAAACUCUAUUAGGAGUUAUUGGAAGUAUAAUUUCCUCACAUACACCUCUUAAGAGAAGCUAUGAUUCCCAUUUUAAGGCCUUUGUAUGUGCUGCUCUUAAUCAGAAGAAGUUGAUAAUCUGGCUGCGCCUCAUCUUCCGGACUCAAGCGUUAACAGAAAACUAUUACCAAUCUUGGAGCUAUGUCAGCAAAACAGGUUUUGAAGAUGCCUUUCGUUCAUUGGAGAGGUUAAAUAAAUACAAUUACAGCCUACCAAUGGACCUAGCAGUUCGGCCAUUUCAAAACAUCAAAGAUGCAUUCUGAAUAGACAAUAAGUCAUCAGAACAAAGAAAGAAAAGAAAUUGCAAGGCUGCAUUUUAAAGAAUUAAUUAAAACUGUCUUCCUCUGGUAAAGAUUUAAACAUUGUAUACUUUGCACAUCUUUGGAUUGUGCUUUAUAAAACAUGUAAGAAAUUAGUUUUUAGCAGAGUUUACCCUUUGAUAACCAUUAGUAAUCGGUAAAUUUUUUUUAUUUUCCUCAGCUUUGGCUAGAGCACAAGAUUAAAAAAAUAAUUCUAGUAAUCGUUAUUCCUCCUAUCUGUUCUCAGAAAUAUUGUUUAUGUCAAGGUGUCUUUUGGAAUAUUUUUAAUACUCCCCUUGCUACCACGUCUUACAAAUGCCCUUUUACCCAGCUAAUAUCUGAAAAAAAAUUUCAAAAAAGCUUAUUUUUGGUAUACCAUUUUCCCAUCAGAAUAGAUGCCUUUUAUUAUUAAGAUAGCACCCAUGAUGUGGUGUCCUACUAAAAGAUCUUUAGAAAGUGAUAAAAUGCAUAGCAAGUAAAAUCUUGAAUAUGUUAGCUGCCAAACAUGUUUUAGUGUGUGUUGAUAUGCCAUCAACUGCAUGAUGAAUGUUGACUUUAAGCCCUUGCAGUGUCGGAGGAUGAUUGGAAUACAGUAGUAUUAAAAAUGUCCAUAAGAAAAAAUCAGGUAGAAUAAGAUUUAGAGAUUUUGGUGGCCUUAAAUGAGUUUUCCAUGAAACAUGCUCCAAGUAAUACAUGGGUUGUCACUUUCUGAAUACCAAAAAUUGUCUACAAUGGAUCACUAAUAGAAAAAGUGGUUACCAUAAUUUGAGACCUUCACAUGGCAGUCUAGUUUUUUUUGCAUUACUGUAUUGCAGGGACAGAUAAGUAUCAUCAGUUGUGAAGCCAGCGAAUUACUCUAUGCACCUGAGUUUUUCUUUCAAAAAUAAAACCAUGAUAAUGUGAUAUACUAGGAGCCUUUAUAAGUUUACUCAUGGUAUAACAGUUCAAAUACUAGAGUUGGGGAAAGGGGAACAUAUAUUUCCUUUUCUCAACUAUAAUGCCCAAUAUGUGUAAUAAUUAGUUGUCAGGUAUUCUGCGGUGGAAAAUCGUUAGGGGCUCCAGCAUCAUUACAGGUAUAUUUGCUACUAUUUAGAUAUUUUUAAUUCACAUUUGGAGCAUGUCUCAUCCAGAAUACCAAAGUAAAUAUUAAAUUGUUUGUUGCAGCCAGUAAAGUUAAAGUAUUUAGCUGGAUAAAGUGUUAAUACAAGUGAUAAAACUUUAAAAAAGAAAUAGUGUACUAUUUAUUUUAUACUUAAUGACACCCAAUUCUAAGGUUUUGUACAAACUUAAUGAGUUCACAAAGUAUAAUUAUUACCUUAGUGGAUGUGUUCAGUAUUUUUAAGGAAAGCGAAAGUAUUUUAGUCUAAAACAUCAAUGCCUGUAAUACAAACAGUCAUCAGUUUGUCAAAGAUUCCUCCAAUUUGGAAAUUACUUUGUACUGUAUGUACAUUUAUUGCAGUAAUUAAUAUUCAUAUACCUGGAUAUAUGCAUUCUUAUUUUCAUUGAUUCAUUCAUGAAUACUGAAAAUAGUGAAAGUGGAUGAGAUUAACGAUUAAAGAUUAACGAAUGAUGGUUUUGAGUAUAGGGAGAAAACUUUCAGCUAAAAAACAUUUUAAAAUGUAUAUUCAGCCAUUAUGCACUGUGUAUUCCAGUAGUCGUUUUCCAAAUGCCAAGACAACUGCAUACAUUUGAUGUAUGCAAAGUUAAUUGUGAAUGCUUACAAAAUAUAUAAGGUUAGUGUCCACUAAUAAAGCAGUUGUGUGCUGAUCUUCAUUAUAUGUAAUUAUUAUAUGUGCAGCUGUGAAUAUAUAAAUGGUCUUUGUUAAAACAAUUACUCAAACCAAAUAUUUUGGAGAAAAAAAAAAUUAAUACUCGGAGAAGGAAUGCUGUAUUAAGUUUUUAUAUUAAUGUCUACUGCCUUUAGAAUAUUUAAACAGAUUUUGAUGAUAGUGGCAUCACAAUAAUUGAAGAAAGAAAACUAAGAAGCAUGUGCAUCAAAUGCAUCCUGGAGGAUUCGAGAGAUUCUGUUAGCUCCCCACCAUUUUCAUAGAAUCUAUUAGAAUUAUACUUGGCAAAUUGUUUGUUUAUUUAACUUACUAGUAAACAGUUUAAAACAUUGUUAACUACUUCUAAGAUUUUAAGAGCUUUUGUUAUUUUCAAGUAUUUACAGGUUGUGGUGGGCAAGUUAGCACUUUGACUGUCUCCACAUAGAUUUACAUUGAUGGUAGUGUUGCUCAUGCAGAUCUACAUUUAAAGCACAGCUUCCUCAGAUAUGCUGUAAGUGGUAAAUUUUGGCCUAGACAUGGGAAAAUGCAACAGCACAGUAUAUAUCCAACAUGCAAUGCAUGAUGGGGAAAUGCAAACAUCUAACCCUGUGUUUGUUUUAAAAUAGCUAGGGUGGUUUUCAUGGUGUUAUUGGCUGUUUCGUAGUAUUGAUAGAAUGGAAAACAUACUAGUGAAAUAGACAUGAGUUUGACUGAUUUCAGACAGGAAGUAACUUGAAAUAAGACUGUGGCAGAAAUAUUUGGUUUUUGGCAAUUUUCCUGAGGAGCCCUCCUAGCAUGCCACAUAUCCCAGUCUGUUUUGUGGGUCUUUACUAGGUUUUUAAUUAUUGGGAUGGCUUAAGCCGUGACCAGGUUUAGUGCUUUUUUAUUAUUAUAAUUAAACCUUGACCAAUCAUUCUUGGUUAUAUUUUAUUAAUCAGAGGAGCAGUGCUGUAUGACCCCCAUGGGUUUAGCACUUGCUUUUGAUGAUAAUUGAAGGAAUAAGGUAAAACUUUGAUAAUUUUUUUUUAUGUAUUCAAAUGGAGGGCAUGCUAUAUACGAGAGGCCUGGGGGAUGUGAUUGACCAGAGGAAAGGUUGCUUUAAUGGCUUGAAUGCCUACAGUGUUUUUGUUAAUUUUAUGUAAAGCUUGCCAGAUUGAGUUCUGUGCACACUGUCAGGUAGUUCUGAUAGUUGAAUGGGCAUCUUCUUGUUUAGUUAAUAGAACGGAAGUGUGCUAGUGAAAUAGCUAGGAAUUGGCUUAAAAUAGAACUUGGCAGGUGAAAUCACCAAUGUGUAAAUUGUGCCCAGACCACCAACUUUGCACUUGUGUAAUUCCAUAAAUUUUCUAUCAAAUUUUGCAUUUUUGGUGUCGCUACCUUCAGAAAAAGUAUUCUCUACCCCUUUUCAGAAGAUAAAUUUUUCUUUAAUUGCAACACUGUUAGCACUUAAUUUUGGGGAUAGCGAGAGUAAAAGGAUUAAUGUAAGUUAUGGUUAAACAUAAAUACCACUGAAUAUAUACUACUAGGUUUUAGAUUUUAAUGUUUUAUUAAUAUGAAGAAAUUGAUAUUUUGACACAUUUUUUUUCAGAAUGGUGUAAUUGAUAGUGCUGUAGUGUGUGUCAUUGGUAUUCUAGUCAAAGAAUCCUACCUGGAAUCAGGUAGGAUUAUGAUAACUGAAGUAAAACCUGGUAAUAUUUUUUAAGUUUUCCCACCAAGGAUGGGUGACCCAAUGAAGGAAAAGCAUUCCCCAUCACUGUCCCUAGCUGUCUUUCCAGGAGUGCAUGGACAUCAUAAAUCCAAUGAUUCAUAUUAUUAUUAUUAUUAUUAUAAUCAAAAAAGAAGCGCUAAGCCACAAGGGCUAUACAGCCAAUGAUUCAUAGAAAUGCUAAUUCCCCACACAUUUUUCAAAUUGCAGGGAUUGAACAUUCCACAUCUAGUUCUAAAUCCAGGUAACUAGUUAUCUGAACCUCCUUCAGCAGCGCUGUAUAGCCCUUGUGGCUUAGCGCUUCUUUUUGAUUAUAAUAAUAAUGAACCUCCUUCAUUGAUGUUGCCUACAACACUUCAACAGCAUGUUAGUUAUAUGGCUGAAACCUUACAUGAUAUCCAAAUGAUUAAGAACAAAUAUGAUUGAUUGCAGAACAUAUAAUAGCAUCAAAUGUGUAGUCUGUUGUAAUGUAUUCAAUACACCUUGUGUUGAGUAAGAUGCCUAAAAGCAUUGGUUAUACAGAGGAAUGAAUCUGGAAGGUUUCAGCAUUACACCAAUACAAACAUAAGCAAUAUAGUAUUAUAAUCUUGGGGUGAGGAUAAAAUUCCACAUACAGUAUUACCAGGUUUUUCACUAGUAUUAUGUAGCAAGAUUAAAAUUGUAUGUGAACUGUGGUACAACAUACUACCUGUUAAGUUUUAUUCUAUUCUUGAAGGCCAGCAUGAGGCCAGACUUCUUUAUUAUGUAAUUAUUUUUAAUAUGGUUUAAUUCAUAUUUAUAAUUUUUAUGAUAACCUUGUCACCUGUAAGCAUGUGUGACACAAAUAAGGUUUUAGUAUGAUGGAUAUUGCAGUUCAAUUUUUUUUCAUAAAUGGUAUUAGGAGUUAGUUGCAUCUUUUUAUUGCAAAGAAAUGUAGUUAGUUACCUGUGCUAACUGUAAAUACAGGAUAAUUCCAUCCAAGUUUCCAUCAGAUAUACAGAUCAUACAUGAAGCCUCUGUUGUGUUCAUGCCUAGUCUUUCACAAACUUCAGAAGAAAAAAAAAAAAAAAUAGUACAGUACCAGAAUCAUGCCUCGGCAGCUGUUAAACAUCAAUAUUAAGUGGGUAGUAAAGGUUGGCAAUUUGCUCAUUUCCCCCCACAUGUUUGGCAUUAAAUUAUUGUUAUUUAUUAAUAAAAGUUACCAACCUCUGGUUCAGUCA
Molecule: messenger RNA, 10125 nt
Organism: Cherax quadricarinatus
Lineage: Eukaryota; Metazoa; Arthropoda; Malacostraca; Decapoda; Parastacidae
Source: RefSeq, a predicted model, not a curated record